Molecule: messenger RNA, 1929 nt
Organism: Candidozyma haemuli
Lineage: Eukaryota; Fungi; Ascomycota; Pichiomycetes; Serinales; Metschnikowiaceae
Exons: 1
Coding region: 1-1929 (642 amino acids)
Molecular function (GO): ATP binding; nucleic acid binding
Source: RefSeq, a predicted model, not a curated record
AUGCUUCUACUACGAAACCUACCCAUAGUUCGAUACGCCGGACGCCGGUUCUUCAAUCUCCCUGAACCCUUUCAUGACACUUCAGCAUACGAUGAAAACACAAAGCCAAUGGUGCUUGUGCCCAAGGUAGAGCAGAACCUCUACGGUCUCAUACUGAAGCUCCAACCACAAGUGACACAGCCAAAGAUCUCUUCAGAACAAAGAGCGAUCUGGGAUGUCAUUCGAGGAAAUAACCACUUGUUUCUUAGAAGCACUGCCCAGUCAGGUAAGUCCUUGGCUAUUGCUGUUAUGGCGUUGAAUAGAGCCCUUACACAUGCUCCAGAUAGACUGAGACGGUUGCUUGAUACGGUGAUUGUUGUGCCUACGGAUAGUCUCGUGGAGAAGUAUAAGUACUACUUGGAGACGUCUAUGGCUGGUUUGCCGGAAUUGUGUUGUCCAUUUAGAGAAACACAAGAGUCUGACAUUGAGUAUGAGCCGUUUAGUGCCAAGUUCGUGGACUCUGAGGGAAACAGCAGUUCAAUUGCUACAGGUGAAAGUGGACUGCCCCAGGUUUUGGUACUGACUCCCACAGGUCUUCAUAAUUUGCUUUCGGGAUCUACAGAUAUCUUUUCAACCGUAAGACUUGUGGCUUUGGACGACUUUGACUUCAUGAUGAGCUCUACUGGAUGUGGAAAUAGUAUGAACUUCGUACAAAAGGGCGAAAACGGAAGGAUUCGGUCCAAAUUGGUGGAAUCCGUUAAGCAGAUGUAUCGAGUGCACCAUGAGGCGUUCGUUAAACGAAUGGAAAAGAGGCUUCAUGAGGUGGAACUUCGUUAUGCCUCAGAUACAGACUUUGCUGCAUCAGAUUUCGUGCUCAAAGCGCCAAUUGAUGAAUCCAUAGAUGAUACGGGUAUUCCAAAAGGUAUUAAUAAGAAGCUCGCCCAGAAGCUCUUCUCGUUGAAGCCAGGCUUGGUUUACCGUCCUAUCCAAUAUUGCAUAACCGCUGAGCAAACCAUACCAAUGCCAGAAUCCAUAGAUGGCUCUACAAAAACGGCUGCUGAAGUUCAACAUCUUACUGAGCUUCAUUCCAAAGAAACCAGCUUCCACCAUAAACUACGCAAACUUAUAGAUAUAGAGGAGACCAGUCUAGACAACCACAAGCAAUGGGCUGAUCUGUUUGUUGGCAAUUAUCCUACGUUCUACUUGGGAGCUGCAAAGAGCAAAUCAACCUACAGAAAGACAAAAAUAAAGCCUAUUGAGCUGAACUACUUGCAAGGACUAUCCGAUAAUGUGACCCAUCUCAGUGAGCUCAAGAAGUAUUGUCUGAAUGACAACCAGAAGAAGUACCUCAGGAAGAGGGCUGCAUUAAAGAAAGACAAUGAUCACACGGGAUUUGAAGUGUUGCUAAACAGGACAUUGCUGAAGUUUUAUUCAAUUUCUAAGAACAGUUCACCAUUUUUGAUCGUUUUACCUCCUUCGGUACCAUUAAACAGUAUUAGUCAAGAACUGGGACCCAAGUUUCCAAUAAAGACGAUCAACGAUAUCUCCUCCGAAACUCCAGAAGUCCAGGAGCGGUUCUUUGAGACAGAAAAAUCACAUCUUUGCAUUCACCCCCAUCAUCUUAUUGGCCAGAGCUUUCUUGGUGUUCAAAACUUCUUGGUAAUUGGUCAAGACUCGUUACUUGCUGCAACGGCCUUCGAUGUAAAUCCAAAUGCAAAGCAUCUUCUAGGACUUCUUAAUCCUAAUAUGGACCUUCUCUGCUUUUACCUCAAAAAGCUUAUGGCCUCGAGAUCAGCCAUUGAAGAGGCAAACUUGGUUUUCAUCAAAGAGGAAGUUGCUAGGUCGACUGAUAAAGAGGCUAGAGAGAGAAUCGAGUUAGACUCAGUAAAGCUAGAACAGAUCCUUCUAGCAAGCGACAUUCGCCGAUUUCUACCUAUCAAGUCAUUCUAA